UAGCAGCAGUCACAAUGCAACGCGUUUGCGGCAAGUGCCAGUCACAUUGUUAGCGGACAUUUACAGAACAAAAACAAAAUAAAACAUAAUAAACCUCUUUAAUUUAGAGAGAAAGUCCCGAAAUGGCGCUUCUGUGUCGAACUUGCGGGGAGCAUGCAGUAAAUCCAAGGAAACUCUUUGACGAGAAUGGAAACGACAUAUUGAAAGACAUUCUCAAAUUGACAGGCGUCUGGCUCACUAACAGGAGAGGAUUUCCAUCACAUAUAUGCGCCUCCUGUCUGCAACAGACAAAUGAAGCCAUGGGAUUCAGAGAAUUGUGUAUAAGGACGAACAAAUUUUGGUACACAACUGCCGAUUCCAAAACAACUGACGCAGUGCACACGGACCCCCUAAUGGGAAAUGAGGGAGCGGCAAUACCUAAGGAAAACAAAGAAUAUGUUAAAGUCGAAAUUGAAACUCUGUAUGAGGAAAUACAGCCAGCAAGUCCAUUGAGCCCUCACGGCUCGUCGAAUCGUCAAAGUGAACAAUAUAAUAUAGCUAAUGAUAGAGAGGUUUUUGACAACGUCUUAGACUUGGACCGCCUGAUAAAUGAGGAGGAUGCUGCGAUUGUCGUUGAAGAGGAGAAUAAUGAAGAAAUGAAUGAUAUACCAAGUCCUCUGUCAAGUCCUAAGUCACGAUUAGAUUCCUGCUCUGUUACUACAAAAAAAGUAUUGCGUGGUUCCAGAAAAUCAAAUGUUGAUCCUUUACCAAAGAAAAAACGGUAUCGAUCCACUCGUGGUUUUUACUGUGACCAAUGCGGAAAAUGGUUUAAGGAUAAAUGCAAUCUUAAUGUACAUUUGAAGCGGCACACUGGCGUUAAGCAGUUUGAGUGCGAAGAAUGUGGUCGCAAGGAGUUGACUAUGCACCUUUUGAGCCUGCACAUACGAGUAAAACAUAAAGGAGAGCUACCGUACUCGUGCAAAUACUGUGGACAGCGAUUUGACAACUGCAUAAAACGUUUAAAUCAUGAAAGGAGAAAACACAAGGAGUGCCCGGAUACUCGACCUCACGUCUGUCCUGUAUGCGGAAAGGCCUUCACCCGUAAGGCAGAGUUGAAGAGGCAUGAGAUCGUGCAUACGGGCGAACAGCCAUUCCACUGCGAGACCUGCGACGUUUACUUUAACCAAAAUUCCAGCUUAAAAACACACAACCGCUCGAAGUUGCAUAUUAAAAAAGUUGGACAGGAUCGGACCAGAAUUCAGAUAGAUGUAUUUACGGACGAGGAUACUUAACGAAACAAGUAAAUGGCCCUUGAUUGUGUGUGGCUUAUUUUUAAAUGAUUCCACAUUUGCGCAGAAAAGGAAGACUGAAAAGAAACAAAUACUGAGGCCGAAAUAGUAAUGUUAAUGGAUAUUUUAUCCAUUGAAUCCAAAUACUCGUGCUACAUUAAAUAUAAAACAAGACGA
Molecule: messenger RNA, 1445 nt
Organism: Drosophila pseudoobscura
Lineage: Eukaryota; Metazoa; Arthropoda; Insecta; Diptera; Drosophilidae
Product: transcription factor Ouib-like
Exons: 4
Coding region: 123-1271 (382 amino acids)
Biological process (GO): regulation of transcription by RNA polymerase II
Cellular component (GO): nucleus
Molecular function (GO): DNA-binding transcription factor activity, RNA polymerase II-specific; nucleic acid binding; zinc ion binding
Source: RefSeq, a predicted model, not a curated record